Aspergillus pseudoviridinutans is the source of this 510-nucleotide messenger RNA. Its product is annotated as putative serine/threonine protein kinase. NCBI's taxonomy places the organism in Eukaryota, Fungi, Ascomycota, Eurotiomycetes, Eurotiales, Aspergillaceae. The coding region runs from base 1 to 510 and encodes 169 amino acids. The transcript is spliced from 2 exons. The record is from RefSeq and is a predicted model, not a curated record.
AUGGCCAUGGCAAUGUCCGUUUUACAGACGUCCAAUUGGCAGAUUUUGGAAGCACAGUGCACAUGGACUCCCUUCACGCACAACACGGUGACCCCAUCGGCACGCCUAUCUUCAGAAGCCCUGAAGCGCAUCUUCAAAUGCAAUGGGGUACUGCAACAGACAUUUGGUCUUUUGCUCAUCAGCCUUCUCUACGGAGAAGGAUUCCAUAUCUUCAAGCCGGAUGUCCCUGCAGACCAUGAUGAGUACGACCUCAGAAUUCUCAUGAAGCAUCAUAGAUGCUUCGGGCCAUUUCCAGAAUCGUACGAACAGAUUGCGGACCAGCAACGACUAGCUGUCCUCGUUUGGGUCAUGCAGAACAGCCCCCCCGAGACACUGCGGCCUUUUCAUCUCACCACCACUCAAGAGAUUUGUAAGGAAGAUAAGGAAUUCGUGCUACGAGCAAUGCAGCUUGAUCCUCGCGAUAGGCCUUCAGCACGGCUGCUCUUGGAAGAUGAGUGGCUUCAGUCUUAA